GAGGAGCGAAGGCCGUCGCCGCCGCCUCCGCGAGGAAGUGACUUCAGCCGGCCUCCCGGGGGAGCCAGGGAGCCCCCGGCCCCGGGCCCCGAGCACCCCGCCCCGCCCCGUCCGGCCGCCACGUGCUCGCGGACGCAGCUGCCGCCGGGCUCCCGGGAGGUGCAGACGUGCGGCCGGCCCCGGGGCUGCUCGGGGCACAGGCGGCAUGGCAGCGGCGGCCGGCCCCGGGCUGGGCGGCCGGGCGGCGGCGGCCGCGCUGCGGGCUCUGUUGGGAGGCUGCCUGCGGGGAGCCCCGGCUCCCCGUCCUGCCGCCGGGAGCCGCGGCCGCCGCGCCCGGGGCUUGUGCACGGCGGCCGGAGCUGCCCCGGACAUGAAGAGUUACCUGUGGGAGCGCUACCGGGAGGCCAAGAGGGGCACGGAGGACCUGGUCCCUUCAAUUAUGAGCAACUUGUUGAAUCCAGAUGCAAUUUUCUCCAACAAUGAAAUGAGCCUGUCAGACAUCGAAAUCUAUGGCUUCGAUUAUGACUAUACCCUUGUCUUUUAUUCUAAACACCUCCACACCCUCAUCUUCAACGCUGCUCGGGACCUCCUCAUCAAUGAGCAUCGGUAUCCUGCAGAGAUAAGGAACUACGAAUACGACCCAAAUUUUGCCAUUCGUGGACUCCAUUACGACGUGCACCGGGCCAUAUUGAUGAAGAUCGAUGCUUUUCAUUAUAUCCAGCUGGGAACUGUGUACAGAGGGCUCAGUGUCGUCCCUGAUGAAGAAGUCAUUGAGAUGUACGAAGGCUCCCAUGUGCCGCUGGAACAAAUGAGUGACUUCUAUGGGAAGAGCUCUCAAGGAAACACGAUGAAGCAGUUCAUGGAUAUCUUCUCCUUACCAGAGAUGACCCUCCUUUCUUGUGUCAAUGAGUAUUUUCUGAAGAACAACCUUGAUUAUGAACCUGUGCAUCUCUACAAGGAUGUCAAGGAUUCAAUCCGAGAUGUCCACAUCAAAGGGAUCAUGUACAGAGCAAUUGAGGCCAACAUCGAGAAGUAUAUCUGCUACGCCGAGCAGACCCGAGCAGUGCUGGCCAAGCUGGCAGAUCACGGCAAGAAGAUGUUCCUUAUCACCAAUAGCCCCAGCAGCUUUGUGGAUAAAGGAAUGCGGUACAUCGUUGGGAAGGACUGGCGGGAUCUGUUUGAUGUUGUCAUCGUCCAGGCUGAGAAGCCCAACUUCUUCAAUGACCGGCGGAGACCGUUCCGUAAGGUGACCGAAAGAGGCGUGCUCCUUUGGGAUAAGAUCCACAAGCUGGAAAAGGGCCAGAUUUACAAACAGGGUAAUUUGUAUGAAUUUUUGAAACUUACUGGAUGGAGGGGGUCCAAAGUGUUGUAUUUUGGAGAUCACAUAUACAGUGAUCUGGCUGAUUUGACCCUGAAACAUGGCUGGAGGACGGGGGCAAUUAUUCCUGAGCUGAGAUCAGAAAUCAAGAUCAUGAACACGGAGCAGUACAUUCAAACCAUGACCUGGCUGCAGACCCUGACCGGCUUGUUGGAACAGAUGCAGAUUCAUAGAGAUGAUACGUCACAGAUGAUUUUGCAAGAGUGGAAAAAGGAAAGAAAAGAGAUGCGAGAAAUGACCAAGAAUUUCUUCAACUCCCAGUUUGGAAGCCUGUUUCGAACAGACCAGAACCCCACAUACUUCCUGAGGCGCCUGUCCCGGUUUGCUGAUAUCUACAUGGCGUCUCUGAGCUGCCUCCUGAGCUAUGAUCUCAGUCACACGUUCUAUCCCCGGAGGACUCCCUUGCAGCAUGAACUUCCAUCCUGGUCUGACAGGUCCCCAGCAGGGAACUUCAGAAUCCCCUUUACACAAGGGGUGGCCCAGGCCAAGUAACCAAAUAAACCACUCUAGGUGGGCGGACAUUGAAACAUUAAUACCAAUGAGAGCAUAAAUUUGCUUUUUGAAGCAAGUAUGAAUAUUGUAUUUUGCUAUUUAUAUGGUUUUAUCUGGUGAAUACAUUUCCUUGUUUUGAUAGGAUAGGAAUUCAGAAUUAACCGGUCUAACCCUCUUCUGGUCUAUAUCUCCUGAUAAUGAUAAUGGGAAUUAUGGAUAUCCAAAGGAGGGGAAAGUAGAUCCCCGAAGUUUCUGUUGGCUGAAAGAUGAGCUUCAUAUUGAAAGUCUGUUUAUUCAGCCCUUCAGUUUACAAAGACCUUGGAGCUUAAUUUGUUCUGGGGUCAAUAAGGCCCUCUUUGUACUACUUCUACAAUGUUGUACUUGUCUGAGUUUUGACAGUAUUGGAAUGACUGUGUUUCUUGAUCAUUCAUUCAUCAGUUCCCUAUUUGGGUACCUAAGAUGUACAAGGCAUUAUGGGAAAGACAAAUGUGUACAACUCUUUGUCCUUACUCUGAGAGGUUACGAAAAGGAGGCAGCAUAUUGUAAUGGAAAGAGCAGAAGACUUGUUUUUGAAUUUCACUUCUGGUACUGACUAGCUCUGUGACUGUAGGCGAAUCGAUUGAGCUCAUCGAGCCUCAGUUUUCUUCUCUGUAAAAUGGGAAUAAUAAUCCUUAUAGUAAGAGAGGGUGUAGCAGAUUGACCGCAAAGCCAGGAAGAAACAUCUCUGACAUAUACUGGCUUUGUGACCCUGGGUAAGUCACCUAACUGCUCAGUGCCCAUACUCUCUUAGACUAGAUUAUAAAUAUCAAAAAAGGCACCUGUAUUGGUAAAGGGAGUUUGCUAAACCAGUGAAAUCAUAAGUCCAAUCCUUAUCCCCUAUCUUAAUCCUUAUACUUCCUGCCUCAUGGAAUUGUCGUGAGUCUCAAGUGGGAUAAUAUGGAGUGUCGCAAAAGUCUUUAAGCUUAAAGCCGCACUAAGACUUUUGGGACACCCCACAUACAUAAAAUGCUCUGCAAACUUUAACACACUUUGUAAAUGCCAGCUGUUGUUAUAAUUGUAAAAUUGUAAUUUAGUCAAGUGGCGCGCUCACGCUUCACUGCCAGGUUGAAAGCUAGAGCUCAUCUCCCAAAUCUUUGGCUCAGAGACUCUUUUGGGUACUUGUCAUUCGACGUGGACAUACCCUGUAUUCUUAACACUUCAAAGAAAGUAAGCCCCGCUCCUGGGAGGACGCAAGGCAGGAGGAGGGAGAAGGUGACUGGCUUUCUCACUCUCCUUCAUCCUCAUUCAGCCACUUCCUUACUGGGAGCAAACCAAGAGUCUGAGCCAGUUCAGCCACAGAGAUUUAUUUUUCCCCUCAACAAAGGCAGAGAGAGAGAGAACUGUCUUGGAUAAAUGAUAGUUCCAGGUUGCCAAGGAGAAUUUGGGGCCACAGGUGGUUGUGGUUCCCAUUUAAGAAAGAUUAUAGAUUCAUGUGCAAAAUAAGAUGGCAAAUAGCAAAAAACCCCCCCAAAACCCAAAAAACCCAACAAAACCCUACGUCAUUCUCAUGGUUCAGUACUAAAGGUAGGAUGAAGGCACAGAUAGAAUCUUUUUGCAACAAAUUUAUGUGAUUCCCCCCGCCUCCCCAUAGUUUCCCUGUAAUUAAAUCUUAUUAAAAUAAGCACCCCGUUAGCAACACUAAUGCUUGCCCACAAGACCUGGGGAGGUAACAGACUAGAAUGAAAUGAACAUUGUGGGACUCCAGCUAGGGAGAGAGGGAGGAGGCACUUGCGUAUCAUCUUAGACCCUUUCCUUUGGGGUCUUUUUGUGUAUCUCCUCAGUGAGUGCUUUGGGAAUUUAGGUGGUGCCUGUUUUGUUGAUGGAAGAGUGCAGGGUUAGGGUGAAGGAUUCAGGGGUUCCCAACCUUUUGUUUGUGUCAUGAACACAAACUCUGAUGAAACCUCUGGAGUCCUCCUUGAAUAAUUCUGUUAAAUGAAUGAGUUAAAAUACAGAAGAUUACAAAAGAAACUGAGCAUAUUGGCAUACAGUUAGCAACAUUAAAAAAAAAAAAAGUUCACCCUGGGUGAAGGACCUCUGGGAUAGAGUAGAAACUCCUUGUGAAUGUUGCUUGUUUCAUGGUUCUGUAUUUGUAUUUUCAGCACCUGGGACAGUGCCUGGCACAUAGUAUAUGCUUAAUGUGGUGAUUGAAAGAAGUUUAAAAAGUUGAAUUCCCUUCCUGCAGUUCAACUCUAUUCUGUCUGCUUACAACGUAAAUGAUAUACAGCCAGGUUCUUUCUCCAAAAGAAGGAUGAGUAUAUGGCCAAGAAUCAUAGAAAGUACAAUGUUACUACUAAAUAGUAUUAUGGUGGAGAGGUGGAUAAGUGGGUUUGGAGUCAGGAAGACUUGAGUUCAAAUCUUACCUCAGACACGUGUUAGCUCUGAGACCCUGGGUAAGUCACUUAACCUCUGUCUCAGUUUCCUUGUUUAUAAAAUGGGGAUAAUGGUACCUAGCUAUCUACCUCAUGGGGUUGUUGUGAGGAUAGAAUGAGAUUUUAUAUAUAUAUAUGGAGACAGAGAGAGAUGGGGGGGUGCUUUGUAGGCCUUGAAGGGACUGCAUAAAAGUUAUUAUUAUAUUAUUAUUAUUGUUAAUUUUUCCUUGCAACAAAUUGUUUACAACAUGGUUUUACAAAUGGGAAUGCUGAGAAUUUGUCCAAUGCUGCCCUGCGAAAGGGACACUUUAUAGAGCAGGGCUUCUUAAACUUUUCCCACUCAUGACCCCUUUUCACCUGAGAAAUUUUUACACAACCCCUGGGUAUAUAGGUAUAUGAAAUAGGUGCACACAACCUUUUACUGUUGCCAAAAUUUUUGUUCCCCCCAUAUGAGGCUGCGAUUAGAGCCCAUGGCUAGGAGUCAACUUAAGAGGCUUUGAUCUAGAUGAUGUUUCCAUUCCUUUCUAGUUCUGAGUCUGUGAUCCUGAUGACUUUAUGUCAUUGGUCAGAGGAAGCCCAGGAGGUGUCAUGGUACAAUGGAGAGAACAUUGACUCUAGCGUGUAAGAGGACUUGGGUUUGAAUUCUACCUUUGAUGCUUAUUAGCUGUGCGACUUUGGGGUAGUCACUUAACCUUGCUGAGGCCUCAGUUUCUUCAUCUGUAAAAUGAAGUUGGGCUAGGUCACCUC
Molecule: messenger RNA, 5025 nt
Organism: Dromiciops gliroides (monito del monte)
Lineage: Eukaryota; Metazoa; Chordata; Mammalia; Microbiotheria; Microbiotheriidae
Gene: NT5DC3
Product: 5'-nucleotidase domain containing 3
Exons: 14
Coding region: 206-1870 (554 amino acids)
Molecular function (GO): 5'-nucleotidase activity
Source: RefSeq, a predicted model, not a curated record